AUGCCGGGCCUACCGCGACUGCCCCUUGUGGGAAGUCUUCCUUGGCUGGGGGGAGGCGCCCCCCCUCACUUGCUCUUCACGCACUUGGGCCGCAGGUACGGGCCCCUGUUCGAGCUCUACCUCGGGCCACAUCGCACGGUGGUUGUCAACGACCACGUCCACGCCAGAGAAGUUCUCCUGCGAAGAGGUCGGGAUUUCGCCGGACGCCCCAGCACGGUGACCACCGAUCUGCUAACAAGAGGCGGGAAAGACAUCGCCUUCGCCGACUUCUCGCCUCUGUGGAAGCUGCACCGCCGCCUGGUGCACGCUUCCUUUGCUCUGUUCGGAGAAGGGAGCGACCGCUUGUGGGACAUCGUUCUGUCCGAGGCGGACGGUCUAUGCGCCGAACUCCUGUCCGGCGAGGCCCGCGGCUUCGACCCGUCGCUCGCGGUGACCGCGGCCGUCACCAACGUCGUGUGCACGCUCGUGUUCGGCACCGCCUACAAACGCGGGGACGGGGAGCUGGAAGAGGUGAUGCGCUAUAACCACGGUAUCGUGCGCACCAUCGCGAGGGGAGGACUGGUCGACAUCUUCUCCUGGAUGAAGGUAUUCCCGAACGCGUCGCUGGACGAGCUGAAAGCGUGCAUCGCAGUGCGAGACCGCCUUCUCACGCGAAAGCUGCGGGAACACAAGUCUCGUCGUCAGGCGUCGCCGAGCGACGCCGACCCCAGAGAUCUCCUGGACGCUUUGCUGAAGGGUCAGAGUUCACCCGGGCCCGACGGCGAGGUCAUCACGGACGACCACGUGUUGAUGACGGCGGCGGAGGCCUUCGGCGCCGGCGUGGAGACCACGUCCACCACGCUGCUCUGGAUCCUGGCCUACUUUUUACAUCACCCUGAGGUCCAAAAGCGCGCACAGGAGGAACUGGACCGAGAGGUGGGCGAUCGGGCGGUACGCGCGGCGGACCGCGUGCGGCUCCCGUAUCUGGACGCCGUCAUCAAUGAGGGAAUGCGGAUCCGGCCGGUCAGCCCGGUACUGAUCCCGCACGUCGCCACGACUGACAGCAGCAUCGGCCGUCACGCCGUCCGACGCGGGACUCGGGUGUUGGUCAACAUGUGGGCUAUCCAUCACCACCCCGACCACUGGGACCGACCGGACUCGUUCGUGCCAGAUCGUUUCCUCGAUGACCGGGGUCGCCGGGUCACGCCCUCCUGCUUCCUGCCUUUCGGGGCGGGGCCUCGCAUCUGCGUGGGCGAAUCGCUAGCCAGGACGGAGCUGUUUCUAUUCCUGUCCUCCUUGCUCCAGCGAAUGAGCUUUACGCCGCCGCUCGGGGAUUCGCCGCCCGACCUGCGGGGACGUCUCGGCGUGGUCUUGCAGCCGCUACCUUACAAAAUCGCCGUCACGCCGCGGUCCGGGUGGGACCUCGGCGCUCCGGCUAGCGUGAAUGAGAAACCGCUAUGA
Molecule: messenger RNA, 1440 nt
Organism: Nerophis lumbriciformis (worm pipefish)
Lineage: Eukaryota; Metazoa; Chordata; Actinopteri; Syngnathiformes; Syngnathidae
Source: RefSeq, a predicted model, not a curated record